GGAAUAUCAAGAGCUCAAUACUUAUGCUCUCACGGUCGAGGUCAAACUUGGCGCACGCGGCAUUACAGUGCAUGCAGGAUUUGAUUCCAAGAUACUGGAAGCUCAGCUUGUCCAAAAUCUUGUUCCAUCGUUUGAGUCUGUUUUGCAACAGCUGAGCAUAGCAAGUCCGGAUGAGAAAAUUUUGAAAGUCGACAUCAUGACAGCUCAAGAUGUAGAGAGGAUAUGGAGUUGGAACGGUCGUCUCCCGAAUGCAAUUGACCGCUGUGUUCACACUUUGAUUGGAGAUCAAGCCCGCGAUGAUCCGGCUUCGCCUGCCAUUUAUGCUUGGGACGCCACUUUGUCGUAUGAGGAGCUGGAUCGCCUCUCCACUAAGUUGGCGUGGCGGCUGCAGGACAUUGGCUUAGCAUUGGGCGACAUCGUUCCGCUUUGCUUUGAGAAAUCAGCGUGGAUAAUUGUAUCGCUGCUUGCCGUAGUGAAGGCAGGAGGCACAUUUGUUCUUCUUGAUAAUGCACUUCCUGAGCAGCGACUACAGGUCAUUGUGCAGCAGGUCAAUGCUCGUAUUAUCCUCUCAUCCACAGAUUGCCAAAGCCUGAGCUUGCGGCUCGCUAGUACCGUCAUCCCGGUCUCAGCAAGUCUAGCCUCCGACCUGGAAAAUCAGCCAGAGCGACAAUUAAGUAGCCCAACGCCAGACUCAAUUUUGUACGUCGCAUUCACGUCUGGCAGCACUGGAGUACCUAAGGGAGCACAGGUCAGCCAUAGAAAUUUUGCCUCGGCCAUACAUCAUCAGACAAAGAAAUUUGCCUAUAAGAAGAGCUGGCGGGUUUUCGACUUUGCUUCAUAUAGCUUCGACAUGUCGAUUUUUGCCAUUCUCUAUACGCUCGCUACUGGUGCUUGCCUUUGCAUCCCUAAUGACGAAGAUCGAAAAAGUGACUUACCAAAGGCCAUCAGCGACAUGCAGGCAGAUUCUAUUAUUCUUACCCCUUCGGUGCUGAGGACUUUACACCCGACAGAGGUAUCUUGUCUCAAGUUAAUCAUGUCCAUUGGUGAACCCUUGUGUAGAGAUGAUGUGACUCCAUGGGCAAUAGCGGGUGUGCAGCUUGUCAAUGCGUAUGGCCCAGCAGAAUGUACUCCGGUGAGUACCAUCAACACGGAUGUAGCCGAUGGCGAGGGAAAUCCUCAUGUUGGCCGCGGGUUGGGGCAUGUCACUUGGGUCGCAGAUGCCGAGGAUCAUAAUCGCCUGGUUCCAGUUGGCAAAGUUGGUGAGCUCUUGCUAGAAGGGCCACUUGUUGGAUGUGGGUAUCUGGGAAACCCAGAGAAGACACAGGCUGUCUUCAUCGAAGACCCGUCCUGGCUACUGAAGGGAUCCAUGAAACACGCCGGAAGACACGGCCGUUUGUACAAGACGGGUGAUCUUGUCAGCUAUAACGACGAUGGCACAUUAAAUUACAUCAGCCGAAAAGACAACCAAGUGAAAAUUCGCGGCCAACGAGUUGAGCUCGGAGAAGUUGAACACCAUGUUAAACAAUGCAUAGCUGAUGCUGUCCAAGUUGUAGCAGAGGUUGUAUCGAACGGCGACAGCAGUGCCAAUCCAGUACUAGUGGCUUUUAUUACGAAAACCAGCACAAACGAGGAGACCAAUUCUUCCAUUAUCCAGACAUCGCAUGGUCUUGAGCCUGAGGUCGAGAAAGCUCUCACUGAGCUCUUGCCUUUAUAUAUGAUUCCGGUGGCAAUUUUCCAUCUGGAGGAAAUGCCUAUGACGGCCACUGAAAAGACCGAUCGCAAGAAGCUCCGCAUGAUUGGAUCGGAGCUCCUAGCAAGGCAGCGCGUGGAACGACAGGCAAGUUCUCCAAAACCCAAACAGCAACCGUCCUCCCCAGUGGAAGUCCAGAUACGACGUAUUUGGGCCCAAGUUCUGAAUGUCAAUGAAUCGGAUAUUGGCGUAGACGAUAGCUUUCUACAGCUUGGUGGUGAUUCAAUCACCGCGAUGCAAGUCUCCUCGCUAGCGCGAGCUUCUUACAUUAACAUCAGCAGCGCUGACGUCCUGCGCGUCAAGACUAUAUCGAAGUUGGCAGCAAAUUCAGCUGUCGCCCGUCCUCUUACAAAUUAUUCUGUCCAGGUGUCUGAGAAUACAGGCAAUAGUUUCCCAUUAAGUCCUAUGCAGAAUUUCUAUAUGCAUCUCCAACCGUCUCCAAAUCUGCCUUAUGAUCAAAACUUCUUCCUUGGUUUCAAGACAAACUUGUCGCAGGACGUCAUUGCGGCAGCAAUUGAAGCCUUGGUUGAGCGGCAUAGCAUACUGCGUGCGCGAUUUUUUCAAGACAAUGAGGGAUCAUGGCAACAAAAAAUUAGCCAAGAUAUCUCCGGGUCAAUUUAUAUAUGUGCCAAACAAGCGAACGAAGAUUCUGUCGCCAGUAUGAUAGCUCAAUGUCGCGACAGCCUUGACAUUGUAAAAGGACCCUUAAUUGCAGCCUGCAUUAUCAAUGAAGAUGAAACUCAGUCCCUGUUUCUCUCGAUACAUCACCUUGUGGUUGACCUGGUGUCUUGGAGGGUGCUGUUGCGCGAUCUGGAGUCUAUUUUGACCUCGAAAGACAGCUUUGCAUCCGCAUCGCUGGACUUUCAAACUUGGACAAUACUUCAAGAGCAGUAUGCUUCGAUCGGCUUGGAAACGCAGUCAUUUAGGCCCGGUAAACCUGAUAUGGGGCAUCUAGAAUAUUGGGGAGUGGACUACCUCUCGAACAAGUCCGACAGCAUUCUCACCAAAACAUUUGCACUCAAAGUCCAAGCAACCUCAGCCAUCCUGGGACACUGUAAUGAUGCAUUCGGAACGCGGCCAGUGGAGCUCAUGAUAGCGGCAGUCAUUCACUCAUUCGUAUCAAGAUUUCCAGAUCGUCACAGUCCGAUGAUUAUGAAUGAGGGCCAUGGCCGUGAGCCAUGGGACAAUGCCGUGGAUGUUUCUAACACUGUUGGCUGGUUCACCACUAUGUCCCCCGUGCAGGUGCCUUCCGACGUCAAUUCUAGCCUAGAUGAUGUGAUACGACUCACAAAAGAUCUGAUGCGCAACCAACCACAGAACGGGUGGGCAAAUUUCACCUCUCUCUGCAAAGACGGUGCUGGAGCCAUGGAAUUUGCUAAGCAAUUCCCGGUGGAGAUUUUGUUCAACUAUGCAGGGAUAUACCAGCAACUCGAGAACGACGACGCUUUCUUUCAGAAACUUCAAUUGCCCCAAGGCUGUGACCCUCUUGCACGUCUAGAUGUUCAGAGAUUCGCCUUAUUCGAUAUUGGGGCACGAGUAGAGAAAGGGUCGCUCAUUGUAUCGGUCUCUUAUAAUAAAUACGUGAACCAUCAAAGUGAAAUCUGCGAAUGGGUCGACAUCUUACAGGGCACACUGGCUAGAAUGUCCAGCGAGCUGCCUACGGCUAUACCUUGUUGGACCCUUACGGAUUUUCCACUGGCUUUCCAAACAUAUGACGAGAUUCAAGAACUUUCUCAGUAUCGUCUGAACCGACUUGGUGUGAAAUCAAGUGAUGUAGAGGACAUCUUUCCAUGCUCCCCUCUUCAGAAAGGUGUCUUAGCAGCCUGCAAACGAGAUCCACGCAACUAUAGAGCUAAAUUCGCCGUCGAAGUGAGAGCAGGGCUUGGAACAGGAAUACUAGAUAUUUCAAAACUUGAGAUGGCGUGGAGAGAGGUGGUCCGUAAACAUGCACUCCUGCGAUCUCUUUUGAUCACCAAAUUUGGCGAGCAAAAACAGGCAUUCCACGUUGUGUUAAAGGAUCCGAUGCCCUCUGUUUGCCGCAUACGAAAACAGGACUCGAAUUCUCAGUGGACACUUCAGCAUGAGAUAAGUGAGGCUUACGGGCCUGACGGAUUGCAGCACCAUCUUACCAUACACGAGAUUGAUGCAACGACAGCCCAUUUGGAGUUGCACAUUAGUCAUGCUAUCAUGGAUGGCUUCUCACUGCAAUUGCUUUGGAAGAAUCUUCAGGAAGCCUAUAAUGAUUCUCAGAGCUCGACAGGAUCUUACAGGAGUUUUGUCGAAUAUCUUGAAUCGCAGUCUAAGGAUGCUUCUAUUGACUUCUGGUCUCGACGUCUUGAAAAUGCUGCACCCUGUAUCUUACCGGCUGCAGUAGUCGACCAAACUUCAUCAGCUUUUGAAAACAUUCAAGUUCCCAUUGAAUCGAAUGAGCUUAUAAAGGAAUUUUGCAGCGUUUCGGAAAUUACAACUGCGACAUUGAUCCGUGUUGCGUGGGCCAUGGUUCUAAGACUGUAUACCGGAAGUCAAUCGCCAUGCUUUGGCAAUAUUAGUUCUGGAAGAGACACUGCCAUUCCACGAGUGGAUAGGAUCUUCGGCCCUCUCAUCAGUAUGGAACCAUGCCUUAUCUCUUUUGAAAACUCAUUGUCGAUGCUCGAGGUCUUGAAGGCGGCUCAGCAAGACUAUCUUGACAGCUUGCCAUACCAACAUCUUCCUCUGAGGGAGAUUCACCACAUGCUGGGUCUCAAAAAGAAGGCGCUUUUCAACAGCAUUGUAAGUUUUCAGAGAUUAUGGGGUUGGGAAGCUCAGGACGGCUUGUCGGUGAACCAUCUCGACGCCUUUGAUCCAAACGAGUAUGACAUAACCGUGCGCGUAAGUGAUGGAAAUGCCGGGACUCUGGUGAAGUUAACUUUCCGGCCAAAUUUCCUCAGCUCAGAUGAGAAGCGCGAGGCAGCUCGCGUUUUUGGGAAGGCGAUCAGCGCAAUUGUUACUGAUCCUUUGCGCAAGGUUGAGGACAUUCAGCUUUGAACGUUCAUGCUGUUGCUAUUCGAACGUUUUUUAUUAUCUACUUUUAAGUUGAAGACUUGUUUCCUCUUGAAAAUAUCACUGGGUAAUCACAAUGAGAGCAUUCGCUUAGGCACUACGUAGUAGGCACUUUCAGUACUGCUCGCUGUACGAGCAAGUGUCUGCCUUAUCCUUCCGAGGCUACCUGGUG
Messenger RNA from Trichoderma harzianum CBS 226.95, 4961 nucleotides. RefSeq lists its product as hypothetical. Gene Ontology annotation, molecular function: phosphopantetheine binding; catalytic activity. Bases 197 to 4774 code for a protein of 1525 amino acids. The transcript has 2 exons. The record is from RefSeq and is a predicted model, not a curated record. NCBI's taxonomy places the organism in Eukaryota, Fungi, Ascomycota, Sordariomycetes, Hypocreales, Hypocreaceae.